Molecule: messenger RNA, 5571 nt
Organism: Patiria miniata (bat star)
Lineage: Eukaryota; Metazoa; Echinodermata; Asteroidea; Valvatida; Asterinidae
Exons: 7
Coding region: 580-5412 (1610 amino acids)
Biological process (GO): DNA repair; telomere maintenance
Molecular function (GO): DNA helicase activity
Source: RefSeq, a predicted model, not a curated record
UAUGAGCAUGGGUUGGAUAAUUGACGUGCCACGUAUUGAGCAUGCAGCCCACGUUCGUUAUGAGCAUGCAGCGUACGGGCCGGAUAAUUGACGUGCCACGUAGACAUUCGUUAUGAGCAUGCAGCCCAUGAACUUGCCCCACAUCUCUUGCCCCUCAUCUCUUCAGCACAGCUUUGUUGAUUUGCUCCAGUUUUCUCUUUGAACGAUCAUCAAUUGUCUCUGUGCUCAGUUCAUCACCAAACCUAGCUUUGCUUCUACCAGUGACAGAUUAUCGAUUGUUUCUGUGCUAAGUUCAUCACCAAACCUUGCUUUGCUACUACCAGUGACAGAUCAUCAAUUGUCUCUGUGCUCAGUUCAUCACCAAACCUAGCUUUGCUUCUACCAGUGACAGAUCAUUAAUUGUCUCUGUGCUAAGUUCAUCACCAAACCUUGCUUUGCUACUACCAGUGACAGAUCGUCAAUUGUCUCUGUUCUCAGUUCAUCACCAAACCUUGCUUUGCUACUACCAUUGACAGAACCACCAAGAAGCAUUUCUAUUUUUACAUCUACAACAGUUGUUAAUAUGCACACAUCAUUAACAUGCUUUUACAUCAUAUUGUACAUCUCUUACUUCUGGCAUGUAUUUGCACACAUUUUGACUCUAUAGUACCAUAUGGCCCUGUGCAAAUGACAGUGCAUUUUGUACAUUCAAAGUACACCAAAUUCUGUCAUUCCUGUGUCACACUGAAUUGGAAUGCACACGACCUUUCAACGUUUACCGACUUUCCUACAUCUUUUGUUUCUUCACUUGCCUGCAGUCAGUUGCCCUUCUUGAUCCGAUUACUUUUUCCACACACAAUGGCUGAGUUGGAUUCCAGUCCAUCAAGGAAAAAACAAAGACUUCUUCAUUCCUCCUUUGAAGUCAACCAGAUGGCGAUGGCUCUUGAUCACACCUACAACAUUUCAUGCGCUAUUCCCUCUGUGUCUAGCAAACAUAUCUCUCCCACUGUGAUCGCUUUAGAUCACACUUAUAGUCAUUCAUGUGCUAUUUCAUUUGAGUCAGUACAGGACCAAAGCAACAUUCCCAGUGUGAUUGCUGUAGAUCACACUUACAGUAGUUUAAGUACCAUUUCACCAACUACGCAAGUAUCAAGACUACCUACACAUUCGUCUAUUGGCUUUGCUUUGUCUGAUAUUGAUUCUUUUCAAGAGCAGACUAUUUCUUGCAAUCCAAAUCAACCAUCUGUAUUGGCAUGGCCACAUAAUUCUGGCCAAAUGUCUCACGAAUGCCCACAUUGUCAUGCACUUCUGUAUUCCAAGGAGCGUUCAUCCACCAACAAGUUCAAUCUCUGUUGCAGAAACGGUAAAGUGAAAUUGACUCCAACACCAACACCUCCUGAACCACUCCAAACGUUCUUAACUUCUUCAGAACCAUCACUCCUUGCUUUUCGCAAACAAAUACGCACAUACAAUAAUGCCUUAACCAUGACAUCGUUAGGUUGCAAAGAACAAACCAUUCCAGGACAGUGGAUGCCUACCUUCAAAAUACAAGGCCAAGUCCACCACUUGAUUGGAUCUCUUUUGCCUGCACACAACACAGCCCCAAAAUUUUCUCAGCUAUUCAUAUAUGACACUGAACACGAACUGGACAAUCGCCAUCAAGGACAUGCUCAGUCUGUCUGCAAAGAGCAAUUACAACAACUGCAAGAAAUGCUCCAUUUAUGCAACUCCUAUGUCAGGUCAUUUAAAAUGGCUGCUGAACUAGGACCUUUGGCGGACAACUCACUAAUACUUCAUGCUGACCAUCAACCCAAAUCUACUCACCCUGGUCAAUAUCACCAACCUACAUCUGAGCAGAUUGCUAUUCUCCUACCCGGAUCCAAUGAAGAACCUGCUGGAAAGAGAGACAUAGUCUUGACACAUCGUGAUGGACAAUUGCAACGCAUCCAUGAGACUCACAGAAGCUAUGACCCUUUACAUUAUGUACUUCUCUUUCCGCAUGGUGAAGAUGGAUGGCACAUCGGUUUAAAAGAAUGGGAUGCCACAAAAAACAAACACAGCGCCAAGACAUUGUCAAUGUUAGCAUUCUACAAGUUCCAUAUCAUGGUACGAAACCACCACUCAAACUCUCUCCACAGAUCUGGCAAACUGUUCCUACAGUUUUUAGUGGACAUGUAUGCAAAGGUCGAACAAAAUCGUCUCAGAUGGAUUCGAAAUAACCAACAACAACUCAGAGCAGACACAUAUAAAGGUUUAUGUGAUGCCAUUGCUGCUGAUGAUGUCCAACGUGCAGGCAAGUCAAUCAUUCUUCCAUCCUCUUUCCCCGGCAGUCCAAGAUACAUGCAUCAAAAAUACCUAGAUUCCAUCGCCAUUGUCAGAAAAUAUGGGAAACCUGAUAUCUUCUUGACUUUCACUUGCAACCCAUCUUGGCCUGAAAUCACUACUGAACUACUACCCUCUCAACGUACUCAUGACAGGCCUGAUCUAACCACUCGCGUUUUCAACUUGAAAUGGAAGGCGUUACUACAUGACAUACUGAAAGACCAUAUCCUUGGAAAAGUUCUUGCCUACUGCUACACCAUAGAAUUCCAGAAACGCGGUCUGCCACAUGCACACCUUCUUCUCAUCCUCCAUCCUGACUACAAACCCAUGACACCUGACCACUUUGAUCAGAUCACAUGUGCAGAACUACCAGAUCCUACCACCAAUCCAAGUCUGUAUAAAAUUGUCACAUCCUCUAUGAUCCAUGGCCCAUGCGGUCAUUUCAACACCAAAAGUCCCUGCAUGAAAGACAACUCUUGCUCUAAAUGCUAUCCCAAACAUCUAUCGCCAAACACCCUAAUGGGAAAUGACUCAUAUCCAAUAUAUCGCCGUCGAAACAUGCAAGAAGGAGGACGUACUGCCAUGCUCAACCUCAACAGGCGUCAAGAAGUACAAAUUGAUAAUUCUUGGGUCGUUCCCUACAAUCCCUACUUACUUCUCAAAUACCAAGGACAUAUGAAUGUAGAAAUCUGUAGCUCCAUCAAAGCUGUGAAAUAUCUCUACAAGUACAUCUACAAGGGUGCCGAUAGAGUUGUUGUCAGUGUAAACAACACUGCCUCUUCACCAACUACAAGCACUGGCAUUGAUGAAGUUUCACGUUAUAUUGAUGCUCGAUACAUCAGUGCAUCUGAUGCAUACUGGAGGCUUACAGAAAUGCCAUUAAAUGGCAGGUAUCCAAAUGUUGUGAGACUAGCUGUACAUCUGCCAAAUCACCAGCAUGUGUGCUUUAGUCCUAACAAACCCCAACAGUCACUUUUAAAUGACCCACCCAAAACAACCCUGACCCAAUGGUUUGCACUAAAUGCUUCUGACACUCAAGCUCGCACCCUCUACUACCAAGAUAUUCCCAUGUUCUAUACUUGGAACCAAUCUGCUAAAAAAUGGAUCCAACGAAAACAGAACACCAGUAUACAACCUUCUCCCCAUGGCACUUCUUCUGAUACCGUGGGCCGUAUGUAUGCUGUUCAUCCUUCUCAAGGAGAACUCUUCUACCUUCGCCUUCUUUUACACCAUGUACAAGGCCCAACAUCUUUCCCAGGUAUCAGAACCAUUCAUGGCAACGUCUGUGAAACUUACAAGGAAGCAUGUGAACACCUUGGUCUUCUAGAUGAUGACAAUGAAUGGGAUAAAUCCCUUACAGAUGCCUCCGAAGUAUCUUCGUCGUCUUCAAUGCGAGACCUUUUUGUCACCAUUUUGGUUUUUUGCCAACCAUCUAAUCCCCAAAGUCUUUGGAAUAAACACAAAGACAACUUGGCAGAAGAUUUCAAGUACACACUGAGAAAGGGUGGCCACCACGUCACUUCAGAAGAGACUCUCGACAUCAUCUACAAUGAAGCACUGUUAGAUAUUGAUAACAGACUGAAUGUCUUCAACAAAACUGUCACUGACUAUGGUUUACCUCAACCAAACAAAGCGUCUGCAGUAAAGGCACUAUCUCAUGCUGUUCGAGAGGAACUACAUUAUGAUACUCUCCAACAAGACAGUAUUGUGCAAACACGCACCACACAGAUGACACCAGACCAAAAAGCAGCCUACACAACAAUCUCAUCAACAAUUGACAACAAAAGCAAUGGUAUAUACUUCAUUGAUGCUCCUGGUGGAACAGGAAAAACCUUCCUACUUAAUUCACUUCUUGCUUAUGUACGAUCCAAAGGCCAUAUAGCUCUGGCUGUAGCUUCCUCGGGAAUUGCAGCUACCCUAUUAGUAGGUGGCAGAACUGCACAUUCACGCUUCAAGAUUCCCUUGGAAAUACUACCAAACAGCACUUGCAAUAUUUCCCCCCGUGACUCCACAGCUGAUUUGAUCCGUCUUGCUGAAAUCAUCAUAUGGGAUGAAGCACCCAUGACACAUCGCCAUUCUUUUGAAGCCCUAAAUCGCACAAUGCAAGACAUCCUCCAAAGUGAUCUCCCCUUUGGCGGUAAAGUCAUAGUCUUAGCUGGAGACUUUCGCCAAAUUCUUCCAGUUGUACGACAUGGAACUAGAGGCAUCAUUGUCAACGCCACCCUAAAACGAUCUCCAUUAUGGCAACAUGUCCAAGUCCUAUCCUUGACCACAAAUAUGCGAGUGCACUUAACACAAUGCGCAGACAGCAAUGACUUCUCCAAAUUCCUUCUACAGAUAGGCAAUGGUUCAUUUCCAACCGUUCACGACAACACAAUUGCUAUUCCCUCUCACAUUGCUUCAUCUACUCAAAAAGUGCAAGAUCUCAUAGACCAUGUCUUCCCUGACAUCAGUGAUAAUUACACAAACAACAACUGGAUAAGUUCACGAACAAUCCUUGCCACAACCAACAAAGACGUUGAUGAUCUGAAUGAAAUCAUCUCCAAAUCUAUUCCUGAAGAUUCACACACAUUCAACAGUGCUGACACUGUUCCUCUUGAUCAAAAUCCAACUUUGUAUCCUACAGAGUUUCUUAACACCUUAACACCUACUGGACUACCUCCACAUAAACUACAACUGCAAAAGCAUACACCCAUUAUGCUGCUACGCAACCUCAACCCAUCACAAGGACACUGCAAUGGAUCUCGAUAUGUUAUCACACAUCUCACUCCCAACAUAAUUCAUGCUGUUGCCACAUGUGGAACCCAUGCAGGAAAAACAAUACUCAUUCCUAGGAUACCCAUGAUGCCAGCAGACAAUCUGUUCCCCUUCAAGUUCUACAGGAGACAAUUUCCCAUUAGGCCAUCCUUUGCAAUAACCAUCAACAAAAGCCAAGGACAAACUCUCUCGCAAGCUGGAGUCCUACUUCAUAAGCCUGUGUUCACACAUGGACAACUAUAUGUGGCCCUCUCCAGAGUUGGCUCUUCCAACGCAAUCCAAGUCAUGACUAAAGAACAUGAACAUGGUUCUGUUUUAACAACAAAUAUCGUUUAUCCUGAAAUCUUUGUGUGAACACUAAACUCACACAAUUCUCAAUAACUUCAGCCUUUCUCCUACCGUUAACCAACAUUCACUGUCAUUUGUACAUAUUGUAAAUAUUAUGUUGUAUCUGUUUUUACUUUUCAUCAGCUUCCUAUAUCCAAAUGUCUUACCCAAUUCUUCCUCACAUCU